This is a messenger RNA of Aspergillus uvarum CBS 121591, 1713 nucleotides long. RefSeq lists its product as uncharacterized. The transcript has a single exon. The record is from RefSeq and is a predicted model, not a curated record. Lineage: Eukaryota; Fungi; Ascomycota; Eurotiomycetes; Eurotiales; Aspergillaceae. The coding region runs from base 1 to 1713 and encodes 570 amino acids.
AUGCCUUCCUCCAAGCAAGUUCUAGCAGUGGUCUUGACCUCCUGGGCUCUUGGCCCCGGCGUAGCAGCUAUUCCUCAAUAUCCAGGAAUCCCUGCAGGAGGCUCUGGGGCGCUAUCCACAACAGGAACUAAGUCUUCGAGUCCUGUGUCUGCAUCUCAAGGAGGAAACUCCACCUCCAGCACGCCCAUUUCCUCUUCUCAGAGUGUCGUGCAUCCAUCUCACUCAGCUACAUCGAGUACCAUACCUCCAUAUGAAGACGGAGACCAUUGGGAUGCUCAUCCAAUCCACCCAUUUUCCCCAGCUAUCUCAUUGACGGCUACACCCACGUCGUCCGAGGCUGCUCAUGUUCCCCCUGGAGUGGUGUCUUCCUCCUCUGAAGCUGUUAUACCUCCACCACACCCAUUCCAUUCUGUGCCGCACGACAGCGUCCAGGAAACACCUACACCUCACGAUGGUGCUCCCGAGCAUAUCCCACGUCCUCCUCUUUCCAGCAGCAGCAGCAGAAUUCACAUUCCCUCGUCAGGAGGCGUCGUGCACCCCACUCACUCCCUCCCAUCCAGCGUUGCCAAUUCGACACCCAGCAAGAUCACACCUCCCGACAGUAGUUCUGCGAAGAUCCUGCCUGAUCCCACGCCUUGGCCGAAAGAAAGCGAGCCUGCAUGCCCUUCUGUGCAGUGUCCCCCCUGUCCCUCAGUGGACACGGUCACUGUAAUCGUGAGCGGCUUCAGCUCCAGCACGAGCAGCAGCAGCAGUAGCACCAGCAUCAGCCGAAUUACAGUACACCCCCUCGCCCUGAGACAUGUCUUAACCAACCACAGCAGCGGUGUGCUACCAGCCAGCGUCACCCCAAGCGUGACUCCAAGCGCGACACCCAGCAACACCUACGACGAAGUGGAGGCCGAAGAGGAGGAGGAAGAGGAAGAAGAAGACAUCUUGAUCUGCGUUCUCCCCGAAGACCUCCCCAUCUGCAUCCCGGCAUCCUCCUCCACUGCGCCAGUACAGACCCCGCCGAGCAGCGGGAUACUCUCCAUCCUCUCCACCGCCAACCGGGAAGGCAUCAUUUCCGGGCCCCGUCCCAGCCCUACGAUCACAAGCGGUGGUGGUAUCGAGACGAAAUCCCCGCGGCCAACACGCACAAUCACCACGCGCACUCGCACACGUACUCGCAGCCGCACCCGCACCAUUCGACCAUCACAGACAACACUCUCGAAGAUCCCUUCAUCCAGCACCAGCAGCGCCAAUGUGAGCAUCCUCCCAAUUCAUCCAUUCCCCGGGCCCGCACCAAUACCCACCUCCCUACCCCGUCCACCACCUGCAAUGUCACUGUCGCCCUCCUUCCCAAUUCCCACCUCCUUCCCCAUCCCCACAACAAUUCCCUUCCCCUUCGCCAUGCCCCAUUUCCCACCAGAAGUCGAGCAGGAAGAGGAAGAGUCAUCCUCGUCCUCUCAAACGCCCACACACAUCUCCUCCACCACCGUGACGGGGUCAUUCUUCUCCCCAACUCCUACUCCUUCAAGGAAAUCCUCCUCUGUCUCUUCAUCAUCGUCAUCAUUACCAUCCCGUCCCUCACAGCCACUACCUCACUCCCCAGCCCCAGCCCCAGCCCCAGCGGCAGCGGCAGCCCCAGCAGCCCCAGCGGGCGAUCUACCCGCACGCCACCACGAGUUCCGAUUCCCGAUGAUUCGGCGGGAUUUUCGAGGAUUCUUGAUUUAA